GUCGUUGUCAUACUGAGUAUAUAAUACAAAUAUGUCCCCAAUAUCUUUAGUUUUUAUUUUUUUUUUUAGGUCUCUUUGUGCUUCUCUUUUUAGUCUUCUUUUGAUCUUCUUUUUCUUUCUAGGUCUUUUCUUUACUUCGGUCUUCACUUUUUUUCUGACUGCAUUCUCCGUCAUUUCUUCUCCUCUCUUUUCUUUAAGUCUUCUCUUUAUUAGGUCCUCUUUCAGUUCCUUUUUAGCAACCCUCCAAUUAUUUCAAUUAUUUGAACAUUUGAACUUAUGAUAAUAAUUAUAAUAUUAAUUAGUAAUGGUUGAUUAUUGAAAAAUUUAUUGUUAUUAGGUCUUCUUUUUGGUUCCC
Molecule: messenger RNA, 355 nt
Organism: Rhizophagus irregularis DAOM 181602=DAOM 197198
Lineage: Eukaryota; Fungi; Glomeromycota; Glomeromycetes; Glomerales; Glomeraceae
Source: RefSeq, a predicted model, not a curated record